Molecule: messenger RNA, 1152 nt
Organism: Didymella exigua CBS 183.55
Lineage: Eukaryota; Fungi; Ascomycota; Dothideomycetes; Pleosporales; Didymellaceae
Exons: 1
Coding region: 1-1152 (383 amino acids)
Source: RefSeq, a predicted model, not a curated record
AUGGCCAGUAUCUACCAGAAUAGUUACGUCACGAUAUCGGCCACGGAUGCAAGCACUGGCAGCGCGAGUUGCCUUGCAGACCGACGAAAAGCAGUCAAGAUUCCGUACGAGAACACGACGAAGAAGGAAUUUGCACUGCGGGCAAGAAUGUACUCAGAUCAUCAUCCAGACGCCAACGGCAAUCCGGGAAGGCUUGCAGGUCCACUGACAUUACGUGCCUGGGCCCUACAGGAACAUGUCCUGAGUACCAGGGUACUGCAUUUUACAGUCACAGAGCUUGUGUUUGAGUGCAGGAGCUCCUACCGCUGCGAGUGUAUGCCAGAACGCAAGACACGCGCAACAACUCCAGCUCUCAUCCCUAGAGCUGUUGCGAGUCGAAAGGCAGAUACCAUCUGGGCUGCGUGGCAUCGCAUAGUGGAGCAAUACUCGACACGAGAACUGACCAUGCCAGCGGAUAAGCUACCAGCUAUUUCCGGAAUUGCAAGCAAGAUCAGAAAAGCCACCCAUUCGGAGUACAUUGCUGGGCUUUGGAAGAGCAACCUUGCCUUCGAUCUGCUGUGGCAAAGGACGGUGCCAACACCGACAGAUGGAGACUCCCAUGCCCUUGAAACAUGGCGUGCGCCCUCUUUCUCAUGGAGUUCGCUGAACGCGCCCGUCACUUAUUACACACCAGACGAUGAUGAACGGGCAACAUCCCGCUCGAGCAUAACCCUUGUCUCAUCCACCGUAAUUCCCACUGGUCUCAAUCCCUUGGGUGCGGUAUCUGGCGCCUCUCUGACCCUUCGUGGACCCGCUGCAACGGCAAACCUCUCGGGCAGGUAUACCGGUAGCAGCUGGAAAUAUGUGCUCAUCAUGCGAGGCACCAGUGCGAUACAGAUCGCGCAAGAUUGUUGUCUCGUCAAGUCCCGGUGGGAUUCACCCGAUGCUGAUGAAGAGCAGUGGACUGUUCGACGCGCACUGCCUAAAGAAUCUCUAGCUGAGUUCGAAGCACCUGUUCUCUGCUUGGGCGUGGUGCGCUAUGGUGAUUCCAUCUCAGGUAUUGUGUUGGGGCGGUCGGAUCAAAAACCUGGGGCCUGGCAACGGCUUGGCGCAUUCGCAGCAGGUGCAGCGAAUUUGCGGCACGCGAAGGAGGAAGAUUUGGUUCUCGUAUAA